Canis lupus familiaris (dog) is the source of this 18155-nucleotide messenger RNA. RefSeq names its product coiled-coil domain containing 168 (gene LRTM3). NCBI's taxonomy places the organism in Eukaryota, Metazoa, Chordata, Mammalia, Carnivora, Canidae. The record is from RefSeq and is a predicted model, not a curated record.
CAUUGCUAAAAGUAAGUUGACAUGAGCUUAGAUGAAUACCCACUAUGACACGUACCUCCCUCUACUCAGAACCAGAGCAGUCACUGCUGUACCUGAUCAAGACACUGAGCAGCACUGGGAAUUUUUUUUCUGGCAGAGCAUUCCAUGUGGUCAUGAGAUGGGCAUAUCACCUUUUUGUGUUUUGGGGCAUCCAAAAUUGAAGAUUUCAGAAUGAGACAUCAAUCUAUGUCACAUAUUACAUAAAAAUGUCAAAGCAAUUUUAUUUCUUUAAAAAAGCAGCACGGAAUAGACUGGAAGAUAAUACAUUUUGGACAUUGUGGGAACUUGUAGAGUCCUGGACUCAAAAUGAUUGGUUGGCAAUCUUUUUUAUAAUUUUCCUAGGGAUUAUUUUUGAGAUCAUACUCAUAAAGAUUUGUACAUCCUUUAAUAAGAAGCCUGCACUUACAGAAAAGGGUAGUUCAAGUGCUCAGGAGAAGGAAAACAAUUGCCUGAAAAGUGUGAAAUUUGAUAACUGGCCAAUUCCUUCAUCUUCAGAAGAAAGAGUUGAUGACUUUUCAGAAAGAACAAUUGCUUCAUCACUUACUUCUGAAGAAAAUGAAAGUAACUUUGAAGAUAGAGUUCUACUGGCAGAUGAAGUAAUAUGGUUGAGUACCAGUGAAAGUAAAUAUCAAGUAAGUCACUUUAGUGAAAGUCAUAUAACGUCUUCAAAUGGGACUAGCUCAUCUUUGUCACUGUUUCAUUCAGAAGUAAAGGAAUUUUUUCCAAGCCAUGGAGGGUAUCCAGAAAAUGAACAUGAAACAAUACAAUUUUCAUCAAAGAAAUUAUUUUCAAUAUUGAAAACCAACAAAAAUAAAAAUUUGAUAUUUUCUUCCGACUUUAACUUUUCAAGAAAUUCUAGAAGAUCUAUAGAAAGUGAAGAUCUCAAUGUGGCACCAUGCCCUCCUGCCCACUUAUUUCUUUCCAGAGACCAAGUCAGAAUUCUGGAAGAAAAUGUGAGAAAUCAAGUUGCUUUAAAAUCCAAAACUACAUCAGAGAGUAAAACUACUUAUCUGUGCUCAAGAUUUCAAGAGUCCCCAAUUCAGAAUCAACAUUCUGUUACAAUGGAUAUUUCUGCCCAAGCACAAGAUUCUCUUCCAGGACAAAAUGCUAUUCAGAAUCAAGGUUUUUAUGAAGCCAGAUUUACUAGUCAAGUCCAACAAUUUGUUAACAACCAAGAAUCAGUCAAUAGCCAGCCUGAUAUCAUGGUCUUUGCUCUGCCUCGAGAUCUGACAAGGAAGCCAUUUUGUAGCAGCACACAAGAAUCCUUCCAGACCCAAGAAAAGGACAGAAGCCAACAUUUGGUGAAUGUGUCAUAUUCUGUUGAGACUCAAGAUUCAAUCAAGGGCCUAGAGUCUGAUAAAAACCAGUUCGAUGAGGCCCAAUAUUCUUUUUGCUUUGAAGAUUCAAACAAGAGUAAACAUUUAAUAGAGGGGCAAAAUGCUAUUUUUAAGAAUUCCAGAUGUCUAGUUUUAACUGUAAGUCCAAAUGCACUUGCAGAAGGGAUGCUACAAAUAGAGAGUGUAAAACCAGAGGGCCAGAAACAAAUCACUUCAUCAGAAUUAAAUCAGUAUUUUACAUAUGGCUCAGGGCCUCUUUCACGUACUCUUUUUAAAAGGCAGAAAAACAGGAGAAAAACAUUACAUAGUAAAAGUAAAUUUAGUCUCAUAGUUCUAUCUCAAAAGUCAAAGAAAACGCAAGUUCCACUGGUAUUUCAAAUCACAGUAUGUCACACUUCAAAACCCAGCAAGUUAGGAUGCAAGUAUAAUGCUAAGAAAGAAUUACAUCAAAGGAAAAGUAUACCAGAUACAGCUUUGCAUCUUACUUAUGUUUCCAAGCCUGUCCCUCCUUAUAUUAAGAAGUAUUCCAGAAAAGAACUAGUGAAAGUCAUGCCAGGUGUAACAGGAUGUAGACAUUCUCUGUCACUUGAUGCAGAGAAUGUCAAUGAUGCUGGGUCUACAGAGAAAAGAAGAACCUCAGGCAGGACUGGAGAUAUAAAGCAGCAUGGCAGAGAAAAUGAAGGACAAAAAACCAUUUCACUGAAAACCUCGCCUCAGCUAGAACAGUCUUUUAACAAUAUUUUUCAGCUAAAAUCACCUUGUUUUUCACUAAUAGAAAUGAACUGGAAGAAUAAAGAGUCUCUUAAAGGCCCAAUUACACAAGCAAAGGGAAUUGGUAUUGCAGAGUUUCAUGCCCCAAAUAGUAAAAAAACAUCUGACCUGCAUAUUCCAAAGCAGGAGGCACCUUUAGAAGACAUUAUAUCAGAACCUUGGCAAAAAUUUGUCUCCUCUCCUAAAGUGGAAUCGAACAGGAGGAUGAAAAUACAGGAAGACCUCAGAAGUACAGAGAAUUCCCAUCUUCCACUUUUAGGUGGAAAGAAAUUACCAACUAGUUCACCAGAAACGCGAAGGUACUUUCCAGAUGGAAGUACACAAAAGCAAGAAGAUUUUCUAGAAAUUGUUCUGGAGACUUCAGAGGUUAAUCUGUUCAUUUCACUAGGAAUCAAAGAGUAUAAAGACAGUGAACAAUUGGCAAGUAUAAAAACUCAAAAGAGUACAGAAGAUGUAAUUAUGAAGGAAAAGAAACCACCAGUAACACUUCAUGCUACAGAAGGUGAUAACCCAAGUGAUAGCGAGGGACUGGAAUACAACAGUAGAAGCAACGUAAAAAAUAUGCAAGGGGAAAGGAAUAUUUGUACAUUUCUUGAUGCCACUAACACCAACGUUUCUGAACCACUUGAUAUGAAAAUGCAUAGCAGAUUAAAAGCCAAGACAGAUAAAACAACAACAGGGUCUAGCCAUUCAGUGGUAAAGCUGAAGAAAUUACCAGAUGAAAAGAAAAUACGGGAUGCAAAAUACAUCGAGAAGAGAUGUAUAUUUAAAAAGCCACAAGAACGUGUCAGAGAGGAAGAGGAACAAAUUUUAGAAGAAGGAGUUCCACAGCUGCCACAAGAUUUCAGGCUUAGCUUGCAACUAAAGCAGAAGCCCAAAUAUCUCAGGUUUGAUAUAAAACAGAGCAGUCCAGGAAGUGGGGAAACUCAAAAUAAAGAGCAAGAAGUACAACCACAAACUCUUCCUACAGAAACAGUUUUGGUGACUAGUCCAUGCCCCACAAUGGAUCCAUUUCAAGUUGAGGUAAAGCAAAGCGCAGAGAGACUUACAGGCAGAGAAACUACAGAUCCAGAGAAUCCUCUUACAGUUCUAGAGAAUUCACGAGUUGGUGAAGUUUUAAUUGAAACAAGAGAAUGUGGUAUCCCAUUUGGUGGAAGCCCCAGAAAGACAAUGGAUGAUCAUAUUGCAGAAGAAAAGACAGACCUCAAAAGAGUUUUAUCUGCAAUUGCCUUGGGGUCUUUCAUUAUCCAUAUGCUUCCUUUAUCAUAUUUUAAAAGGCAGAAAAUAAGAAAAAAAUUAUCAGGAGCCAAAAGGCUACUCAGCCCCAAGUCUGUAAUUAGGAAAGUAAAGAAGUCGACAAACUUACUGAUGCUUAGUAUCAAUAGGCAUGGUACUGCAAGUCUUAGGAAAAGAUUGAGAGCCAAUUUUAAAAUCCUGAUUAAACAGAUGCUGCAAGAUAAAAUUGUGGCAGAUGUGCUUGUGAAUGUUACUUACACUCACAUGUUUAUUUUGUCUCAUAGUAGAACACACAGCAGAUUAAAUGCAGAGAACUGCAGUCAGACAGAGCUAAAACAAGAGAAAUCCAAAGAUGAAAAGGAAAAAAAGUAUUCUAUUAAUAAAAGCAGUUAUUCUCGAUACACACUAGAAGAAGUUAAAUUGCAAGAUGAAGUGAGAGGAGAUGAAGCUCCACCAGAAGCAGUCCUUCAUGACAGCUGGAACCUUAGAAUGGAUGCAAAUCCAGAGAAGGAGCUCAAAAUGGAAGAAGUACCUCAAACAAUUACAUCCAGAGAAAGCCUUAUGGAGUCUGUUUCAUAUACACUUGAUGGCACACAGAACAAGGGACUGCAAUGCAGUUUUAAAAUGAAGAUGAAAAAUGUAAGAGAUAAGAAAGAGGAGGAAGGGAAACAUGAAACUUUACCAGCUCCAGAGAAUAGCCAACGCUUCAUAUUCAAUGCAUAUCAGAAUUGUGGCUUCAUCAAGUCUGAUGAAGAACUGAAAGAAACACAAAGUAUAAAUAUUCAGGUACAACCACAAACACAUGAUAAACAAACUAUCUUAGGUUCUACUUCAUGCCCUGUAUUGGAUCAGUUUCAAUUUGGAAAUCUAGAGAGUUAUGCUAGGUUUUCACCUCCAAAGUCAGGGGAAGGAAAGAUUGAUGAAAUCAUUUUUUCUACAAGAGAAUACAGUGUCCCAUCUGAUUCAAAUCAUCAAAAGGAACAGGCUGGUGGUACUGAAAAGAAAGACACAGUGACUUUUAAUUUCUGCAUACCUGCUUUAUCUACGCUCAAAAGGAAGAGAAAUUUUAAAAAAUAUUCAGACACGAAAACUUUAGUGAAUCUCAAAUGUGGAAUUUUAAAAGCAAAGAAACCACCAGUUUCAUACAUAUUCAGUAUCAAGGGUGGUGUUAGCCCAAACCAUAGAAAAGAAUUGGGGUGUAACUCUACAACCAAAAUGAUAGAGGUGGAUCAGAGUGAAAAGAUGGAAGCUAAAACGUAUUCUUCCGUGACUAUUACUACACCUAACCUUAAUAUGUAUAGCAAGAUAGAAAGAGAAAAAGGUAUGUUAGGAGAAACAAGUCUCAGUUCUAAACAAGUAAAGCAAGCAAUACCACCAAAUGAAGGAAAGAUUAUCUCAGAUGACACCAAAAAGAACAGCCUUCAAGAUGAAGAGAAAGUAAAAAAAAAACAGGAGACAUUAAAAGUAAUUCCACAGCACAGCCAACACUUCAAAUUUCAUUCAGGCCAAAGGAAGGAGCUUGACCUUCAUCAAUCAGAAGGCCAAGGAAGUGUUAUUGAACAAGACAUCUCACACCGAAUGCAGCCUACAGAUUCAAUGCAGGGAGAGAAGCCAAAGAAAAGCCACCAGACACAAAAUGGUGCAAUAUAUACAGCAAGUUCAAAGCUUCCUCUUCUAAAAUCAAAGGAAUCACUAAUUGGUGAAAUUUUAAUGGAUACAAUGAUGGUUAGUGUCCUAACUGUUGGGAGCCACAAGGGGAAAUUAUACAGUCAUGGUAAAGAGGAAAAUGCAGGGUUAAAAAAUCUACAAGCAACUGUUUUGGAGUCUUUGGAUCUAGGAAAAUCACCAGGUGAUGGGGAAGUGUGGAAGGCUGACUCAAUUGAUACACAAAACAGAUCAAGCAACACAAUAAAAAGGAAUGUGCAACAUAAAAAGGAAGAGGAAAAUAUCCAAAAAAUGUUAUCGGAAUCAGUUCCAGACUAUAACCAACACUUUAGUUUCAGUGCCUAUCAUAUGAAAAAUCCUGGUUCUUACCAAUCUGAGUCUGAACUCAAUAAUUCAGAAGUCAGAAACUCUUGGAAUUUGUCUUAUACAGCACAAAAGAUGAGGCAAGAAAAAUGCUUUAGAGAAACUAUUUUGGAGCCUGUUUCUAGACAUGUAAUGAAUUUUCUUCAGGUUGAAACAGUGAAAAGUCAUCAUGCUCAAGAAGAAAUUAAAUGCAUGGAAGGUGUAAAGACUCCAUUUCCAAAAGUGAGGAAAUCAAAGACUGGUUCAAUACAAUGUGGUGCUCGCUGGGAUAGAAACCCUAGGAGAAAAUGGGACAGUUCUAUUUUUGAAAGAAAGGCAUGGAAUCAAAAUGACUUGGUAAGAAUGGUCUUAAAACCUUCCAAUUUUUCCAGCUUUGAUUCAUCCGAACCUAAAAACCAGCGCUAUACUUUAGAGUUUGAAGGCAAUAAAACUAUAAUAAAUCCCAAGUAUGUAACUCUGAAGGCAAAGAAACAGCCAGUUUUACAGUUGCUUGAUAUCACAAGGUGUUUUACAGGAAGCCAUAGAAAGACAAUGGGGUGCAAAUUCCAAUACAAGAUGAAAAAGAGGCAGUGGUUUGAAAGUGUGAGCGAGGCAUCACUCCUUGCUGAAGGGACUGAGAUUCCACCACCCAAGUUAGUGACUGAUAAACACUCCUUCAGUGCAACAGCAAGGGACACUCUGUAUAACAGACCACUUCACAGAAAUUUGCAUGGUCAUAUCACAAAGGAAAAGGCAGAGUUAAGGGAAAAUUCAGCCACAACUUUCCAGGGGCCUUUAGAUUUCUUUAUGCCGAUCUUAUCAGAUUCUGAAAGCCAGAUAAACACAGUACAAUUAUUGGAAGAGAAAAUCACACUGAAUCUCAAGUGUUUAACUAUGAAGGAAAGAGAUCCAGUAAAUUCACAAAUUCUUAAAAUCAGAGGGCGGUUUACCACAAAACGCAGAAAAAAACUUGGAUCCAAUUUAAAAGCCAAAAUGCAACAGAUGAGUCAAAGUAAAAAUGUGGCUGAUACAUUUCCAAAUACCGGUUACUUCACACCAGAUACCUCUGACAUUAAAAGGCAAAGCAGACUCAAAAUAGGGAUGGACAGAGUAUCAAGGUUUAGUGGUGUACAACCAACACAAAUGGAGUUGCCAGUUGAAGGGCUAGAAAAAAAGAUAGAAAGAAAGAGAGAGAAAACUGUAUUAAAUGUGGACCUAAAAUUUAUGUAUGAUUCUAUGCCUAUUUUGUCACACACAAAAAUGGAGGAAUCCCCUGGUACCUGGGGUAUCUAUGAAGAGUCUUCUGAAAAGAGAAAUACCCUAAGCAAAGCAAAUGCUAGUUCUGCUUAUGCCUGCACACCUAUGCAUCCCAAAAUCAUAAAACAUAAAGCUAAGGUAAAGACAGCAGAUGUGGAAAACACUUUGCAUACCAGUCGGGUGACAUUGAAGGCAAAGAGGCCACCUGUCUCCAAGCUGUUUGAUUCUGUUACUACCAGAUAUGGAACCAGAAGGAACAAAAUGGAACUGAGAUGUUACAUUAAGGCACAGAAGGAGUUCCAGCAAUAUAAAACUGUAACAGAUUUAUUUCUGAACACUAUUUAUGGCUCUGGAUCUGUUUCAUCUCAAAUCAAACAAUUUACAGAAGUAAAAGGGGAGAAAGACAGGUCAGGAAAGCCCAUGUACAUUACUCCACAGCUAGAACUGGAGAAAUCACUAAACAAAAGAAAAAUAUCAUCUUCAGGGUCCACUGAUAUUAAGAGUGCUAUAUCAAGAAAUAUCAAAAUACUGAAACAAUGCAUUAGAGAGGAGAAAGAAAACUGCCAAACUGUCUUACGAGACAUUCUCCCGCAAUGUAGAGAUCAGUUAGCGAUUACCCAACAAGUGAAGAAGGAGCUUGAUCAUGUGAAAAUAGGAGUUGCUUUGAAAAGAGAAGUGUACCCUGAUCUAGCUUCCCCGAAGAGGGAAAUCAGUUACACUAGGUUCAACAUCCCAAGAAUUAGAACACAUACAGACUGUGAAUUCUUUGUUGCACAAAGAGUAAAGCACAAAGAUGCAGACAUUGUCAAACAUUCAGUUUCAAUUCCAUGGGAGAGAGGAGUAUCGGAGAAAACCAAUGUCUCAUUAAUUUCAAAAGGACAUAAUAUAUAUCUUACAGAGUUGGAUGCUUUUCGACAGAGGACUCACAAGGAGCAAGAAUUGUGGAAACGAGAAAGUAUUUCAAGGACAAUUCGGGGAUCUAUUGUCUACCCCAUUAUGGAACCUUCUCAUUUGAAAAUGACAGGAAAGGUAGCUGAGGAAGAUAUGUACAUUAACAAAAAAAAUAUUUCACAUCUAUUGAGAAGAGAAGAUAUAGAAGAAACCAAUAUCUUACAAGGUUCAAAAGGACACAAGUUUCUUUGUACUAAUCUGGUGGUCCAGCAAAAUAUGUCUGCAGUGCAGAAAGGAGAGGCAAAGCCAGAUGACAUUCCUGAAAGUAUUGUGGAUUCUGUGUCUCACCCAAAUAGGGAACAUCUUCAGGUAACACAACCAGUACAUACAAAGAAGGAAGAUGUAAGCAUUCCUAUGAGGUUACCUGUAAAUCCAUGGAGAAAAGAGCAAUCAAAGUUAACUGAUAUUCCAUUAAGAUUAAAUAGACCGAAAAUAAUUUUUCCAGAAAAACUAAGGGUGAAGCAACCACAUAGUUCUACCCAGGAUAAAGGAGAUAUUCUGGAAUCCAUUUCUUCUUGCAUAUUGCAUCAAUUCCAUAAUGAAAAGCUAAAGGAAAAAGUAUCAAUGGAAAGAAUGAGCUCAAAAGUUUUGAGUUCAGUGGUAGACAAAGCAUCAAAUGAAGCAGAUACUCUAGGAGAUCCACCUUAUAUUAACUUGUAUAAUAGAAAAAGAAAAGAACAUCAAAAAGAAAGUACAUGCAAGGUUCUUCCAAUGUCUGUUUCUCAUUCCUCAAUGGAUGUACUUCAGAUUAAGUUGCCAUGUGUAAAAAAAAUAUUAAAGCCUCCAGCAUACCACACUUCAAAUACAAAAGGAAUUGGUUUGCUUGUUGAGGAAAAAGAGCAUCCAGAAUGUAUACAUCAGAUUUCUCCAAAGUCUGCUCCUCACUCUUUGAGGGAUGUAUUUCAGAGUAAGAUACCACGGGAAAAGAAGGCAUCAGAAGUUGUUAGCAUUGUGGAUUACGUUCCAAGUACAGAAAAAAUUGGCCCACCCAUUACAGGAAAAGAAAGCAAGGUGCAGACAGGUAAAGGUAAAUCAGGUAUGAAACUGACAAGUUUGUGUACUUCCUUACCAUCUCUGUCACACACUAAUAUGAAUUCAAGAGCAAAAGUAGGACAAGAUAAGUCAGGAAUACUCAGGAGCUGCCUUCUACCACUAACGCUCCAGGUAUCACCAAAUGUCAGGAAAAUAUCAUUUGCAGAGUCAAUUAAUAGAGACAGUUUAAGCAACAUACAAGAAUCAGAACAUUUGCCACAGGAAAAAAAAGAUGGAGAAAAUGUAGUACAUGUGAAAGACAUAAUGGGCCUCCAGCGUGUCACUUUCAAAGGACAGAAAACAGCUUUUAAACACACACUGCAUGGAAAUGAACCACAAUGGAAUAACAAAGAACAGGAGAAAAUGAGGCAGAAAGAUAGUGAUCUCGACAUAGUCAAGAAUAAACAUUAUGCUUCCAUCCCUUCUCCACCUCACGUGGAAUGGGACCCUGAGAUAAAAGAGGUACUCAUGCGAGGAAUCACAGGAUUUUGUCUUCCAUCACUGACACUUCAAGAAUUAUCGAAUGCAAUGGGAAUAUGUGAGGAACCAAUUGAUGAUAUUUUAAGCAGUAUAAAAAAGGCAAAGUAUAUGCCACAGAAAGGUAGAGUGGAAGUGGCUUUGGAAGAAAUAAGGCACCCCAAAAUAAUAGUUCUGAAGGCAAAACAGACUCCAGUUGCACAGGAAUUACAGUUGAACAUCAAAGAAAAAGAGAAAAAGCUGCAAGAAAAUAAAGAUAAACAAGUUGGGAUGUGGAGCGAAUCUUCUGUUUCCAUCUCCUUUCCACCUUACUCAGAAGUGGACACAAGAGUAAAAGGGGAAGAAGCCAUGCUAAUAAAAACAAGAUCCUCUUUCCUACAAACAAAAUUCCAGGAGUCAUCAGAUACAGGAAAAAUAGCAUAUAGACAGUCUAUUAAUGGUGAUGCCUCAACCAGUAUAAAAAAAUCCAAGGAAUAUAUAAUACAGGAAGAAGAGGAAAGAGUAAAAAUGGUACAAGUCGUACCUUUGAGGAAAAAGAAAUCACCAAUUUUACAGGAAACCCAGCUGGACAGCAAAGAGCAAGAAAAAAAGAUACAAAAAAUGAAAGGUGAGUCAAGUAUCUUUGUGACCAAUACCAGUACUUGCACACUUGCUCCUUUUUAUGUACAAUUGGAUACAAGAAUAAAAAAAGCAGACUAUGUGACUGAAGUUACAAGAUACUCUCUUCCAGAACUAUCACAGCAGAAAUCAUCAGAUGCAAUGAAAAAAGCAAGUAAAGAGUCCACUGAUGGUGAUAUCAGAAGUGAUGUGCAAGAAGCAAAAGAAUAUGCACUGCAGAAAGAAGAGACUAAUGUAGAGAAAUCAGCCAAGAGAGACAUGAUGCAGCCAAAAGAUGAAGAUUUGGAAAGAAAGCAAGCAGUUUUACAGGACAUACCAUUGAAUCUUAAAGAGCAGGUGAUAGUGGAUCCAAAAGGUGAAGAUCAAGGGAAAAUGGAUGGUGGAGGUAAGGGUAAACAGGAAGUAGUUCUGUCCUCAAAUUGGGCUUCUGAAUCUUCUCUAACUUACCAUGAAUUGAACACAAGUAUAGAAGGAGAAGAAGACAUACAAGGAAUAACAAAAUCUGCUGUUUCACUACUACAGCUACAGAAAUUAGUUGAUGCAAGGAAAAUAGUGUAUACAAAGUCAGCUGGGGAUGAUACCCCAAAUGAUGUAAGAGGAGUACAAGAGUAUGAGCCACAGAGAGAAGAAGAUAGAAGAAAAACCAUAAAUAUGAAAUACAUAAUGUACCCCCAAAGCACUAAGGCAAAGGCAUUACCACUUCCACAUGUACUCUAUACUUCUAGGAGUUGUGACCCCCAAAUUAGAGAAGUACAGAUGAGCAUAAAAGAAAAAGUAAGAUACACACAAGAAAGAAGUGAGCUAGGUAAGAUUCUGACAAGACCCUCUCUGUCUCAAGUUAAAUUAAACAAAGGUAUAGAAGGCAAGGAAGAGAAACGAGUAACAGGACCCUUUCUUCCACCCUCAUGGCACAGGGAAUCAUCAAAUGCAGAGAAAUUAAGAUAUACAGUACCACUUUUGGAUGGUAUUUCAAACUAUUCAAAGAGAACAAAAUGCAUGACACAGAGAGAAGAGGAUAAAGCAAAUAAUUUUGAGAAAGAUAUAAUACAUCCCAAGUACAUAGGUUUGAAGGCAAAGAAAUCACCCCUUCUCCUUAUACUCAAAACAAAGAAAUUGCAAGUGAACAUGAAAGAACAAGAGAAAGUGGGACAAGAAGAUAGCAAGGAAACCAUUGUGCUUCUGAGCAAAAUUCAUCCUUGUGUCACUUCAACUCGUCUUAAGUGGAAUGCUAUAAAAGAUAAGGAGGGUGAGCCAGGAAUAAUAAGAAAUGAUGCACCGUAUAUUGAGCCCCAAGAAUCAUUGCCUUCAAUGGAAAUUGCAUCUACAGAGGUGCCCGAUAGCUAUGUGAAGAAAGGAGAACAACGUCCACAACAGGAAGAAAGGAACAGAGUACAAACCGAAGCCAGCUCAAGGCUGCUGAGGGAUACAGAUUUUAAGGCAAAGACAUCAUCACCUCCUCACACAUGCAGUGUCACUGAGCACGGUGAUUUGAACAAGAGAAAGGAACCCCAGUGGAGUAUGAAGGAGGAAGAAGAGGAGCAGCAGAGAACAGAAGACCCUGAUGUGGCUCUGACAAAAACUCCUCCUUCCACACCUUCACCAUCUUAUCACAGAUUGGACACUAGAACCAAAGUAGACAAAGACUUGCUUGCAGUUACAGGAUUCUCUCCUUCACAAUUGCUGUGCCCCAAGUCAUCAGGUGCAGGAAAAAUCAGAUAUGCAGACUCCAAUAAAGGUAUUAGCUCAUGUAAUGUAAUAAUAAAAGCUUAUCAAUGUAUGCCAUAUACUAAGGUAAAGGACAGAAAAAAAAUAAAAUAUGGAGAAGGCAUAAUAUUCCCCCAAAUAAUCACCUUGCCAGCAGAGACAUCCCCACUUCCACAUCUACCCAGUAGAAAGAGACUACCUUUGAAUAUUAAAGAGCAAGGGAAAGGAGUGCCAAAAGGCAAAAGUGAACUGAAGGAAACCUAUGCCUGCUUACCUUCUUCAUCUUACCUGAAAUGGGACACAAGAAUGUAUGAAAGGGAAGACACACUGAGGAUGACACAAUCCUGUUUUCCACCACCAAAGAUUCAGGAUCCAUCCAAUUCAGGCAAAAAAACAUAUACGAAGUCAUUUGAUGGUUAUGUGUUAAAAGAGAAGGGUAGACUCAAAACUGAUACUGAAAACAAAAUGGCCCGAAUACAUAUGGCUCUGAAGGCAAAGGAAUUACCACUUUCACUUAUGCUGAAUACCAAAAAAUUGCAGUGGAAAAUUAGAGAGCAAGAGAGAAAGGUGCAGAAAGAGAAAAAUGACACAGCUACAAAUCUGGAAAACAUUUGUACUUCUUUAUUUACUUUACCACAUCUUAAAUUCAGCUCAACAGAAGGAGAAAGGUACAUGAUAAGAAUUACAAAAAUGCCUCUCCCACAACUACAGUCUAAGGAAUCACCAGAUGCAGUGAAAACAACAUAUGCAGAAACAACUGAUACAGAACUUUCAAAUGGUGUAAAACAAUUAAAAGAACACACAUUACAGGAAGAACCGAAGGAUAGAGAGAAAAACAUGGAUGUAAAUAGUCUAGUAGAUCCCACUGAUAGGUAUUUAAAAGCAAAGAAAUUACCUAAUUUACUUAGAUACAAUCUAAAUGACCUUCAGUGGAAAACUAAAGAGCAAGAGGGAACAGCUCAGGAAGUUCAGCAUAAGCCAUGUGGUACAAUGCUGACUAAGACUUGUAUUUGCAGGUCUCCCCUACUUCACUUCAGCACGAAUACCAGAGACAAGGAAAAGAGAAUGCCAAUAUUAGCGAGAUCCUCUUUGUCCUCAGUCAGCUUCCAGGAAUCAUCAGAUUCUGAGGACAUGGAAUAUAUAGAGCCGAUUGCCAGUGAUAUUUUAAUCAUCCCACAAAAAGGAAAAUAUCAUAUGCCCCAGAACAAGGAAGAGAAUGGAGUAGAAAUAGUAAACCUCAUGCUCCCCAAACAUCAAGAAAAGAAGAUGCAGGAAAGUGAAGAUGAAUCAGAUGUGGUUGUGGCCAAGUCUUCCUCUCCAUUACCAUCUCUCCCUCGCCUGCAGUUGGAUAAAGAAAUACAGGUAGAUGAUGAAAUUCUAGGACCUACAAGGUCUAUUGUGCAGAGAGUAUCCAAUGUUGGGGAAAUAGUGCAUACAGAAGCAAUCAAUGAUCAUGUCAUGAAAGACAGUGAAAACAGGAAACAACAUGAGCCUCAGGAAGAGGAGCAGGACAGAGAAAAAACAAUAGAUAGAAAUAUGAUGCACACCACAGAUAUAAGUUUGAAGUCCAGGAAAUCACCUCCUUCCCUUAUGCUCUACAGAACAGAAUUGCAUCUGAACAUUGUAGGGCAAGAACAAAAGAAACAUGAAUGUCCAGGUAAACCACUCGGUACUGUGCUAAGAAAACUUUAUGUUUCCAAACCUCCAGCUAAGCUUACAUUGGAAAAAGGUACACAAGUAAAUGAAGAAAGGCUUAGAAUUGAAAGACCCUCUCGACUUCCACAAAUAUUUUCAGCAGUAUCAGAUACAGGGAAGAGAGCAGAUACAGAAGCAAUUUGUGACCUAAGAGAAAAAAAACAACAUAUGUCACAGAAAGAAAAAAAGCAUGAAGUGAAAACAGUAGAUAUGAGGAUCAGGAUGGAUCACAAAGAGGCCAGGAUUUCAUCAAUUUCACAUAUCUUUGACACAAAGGAAUUUGUGUUGAAUAUUAAAGAACUAAAGGGAAAAAUGUACAAAGGUAAAGAUGUAGUUCUGACAAGGACUUUUCUUUCUGCCCCAUCAGCUCCUCCCCUUUAUCUAGACUCAAGGAGCAAAAGAGACAAAGAUAUAUCAGGAGUUACAGGAUCCUCUCCUCCACAGCAAAAUUUCCAGGAAUCAUCAGAUACCCAAAAAAUGUCAAUUACAGAGGUAGUUGCUGGUAAUAGUGAAAUCAUCGUUAAAAAAUCAGAACACUCUGUGCCGCAAGAAGAGACAGUGCAACAGUGGACCUCAAACUUCAUGAUCAGUGUACAGCGAAGGAAUGAACCUCCACGAGUCAAAUCAGAAGGAGAUUUGAGUCAGUUAGUUUUAAAUUCACAGCCUGAGGACGUUUAUUUAACAGGAUUUGGCACCAUAAGAGGGAAAAGGUUGGAAUAUUUCUUUACAGGGCAAGAGGUUCAGCCAGAUAAAUAUAAAACAGAAACUUUCACUACAUUUCUUUCCUACCCCACAAUGGAUCCAGCUAAAAUCAAGAAUCUGAAGAAACAAACUGAAAUAAUGGAUAGCUUAAACCACAAAAUGAGUCCUAAGGUUUUAGUUUCGCCACCACAGAAAAUAUCUAAGGAAAUAUAUGUCACGUUUGGUCCUCCUGCAAGUACAAAUGGAUUUUCUGUUUCAGAGCAAGGUGCCCACCAGCAAAAAACUUUAUCAAAAGCAUCUCCAGGAUCUGCAGAUUCAUAUAAAUUUGAUAAGCCUGAGGGAGAUGUACACGAUAAAGAUAAAAUGAGCAAAAUACCCUCCCCCAAAGUGUUAGCCCCACAGACAAAGGGAUCACUUGAGAAAAUGAAUAUCACAGGGUCAGAUACCGCCCCAAUUAUAGAGGAACAAGAGAUUGUCAUGAAAAAGCAAGUGGUGCUACAGUCUGAAAGUGGACAGAAGACCUGGCUGGACUCCAGCUUUUCUCUUAAGUUCCCACUUCAAAAUGAAAGGCAAAAGACACCAUUGGAAAUAGAUGUACACAAACAAAGUACAGUGUACCCCAGAAUACAAAUACUACCAGGAAUCCACAUGGAUAUUACAGUGUUUGAUACCAUAGGAGGGGAAAAAAAGCAGACAUUGCCAGUUCCAGAACAAGAGGAAUGUAUUCUAGAAUCACUUCAAAAGUCUCUUUCUUCCCACUGGACUUUUCCACUUCAAUCUGGAGGUCUAGAGGGAAAAAAUAAAACUGAUACAAGCACUACUAUAAAUCUGGAGCAAAAAACAUUAGAGAUGGAAGAAGGGGAAUUAAAAAUAGACAGAAACAUAGCUAUCUGUCUGGGAGAGGACAAAACAGAAAUGCACAAGCACACCAUGGUCAACCUGGAGGAGAAUAAGAAAAGGGACACAAGCAAUACCAUAGACAUGAACAUUCCAUCUCUAAAGGCACAGAAAUCUCAAAUUAACACUCAGAUGAUGACUCAUACAGCAAGCAGCUACCCAAUCAAGCAAAAGCAUAAAAAGAAACUAGAAGUCUCUGGUGCAAAACAAAAUAUUCAGCCACAGAAAUUGUUUCAAAAACAUGUUCUGGAUUCAUUUUAUGCCUAUAUUCCUCUUUCUCUCAAAUUAGAAGGCUGGAAAGGCAGAUUAACAGUAACGGAUUUGAAAAGAGAAUUGAGCCCCAAAUAUUUAACUAUGAAAAUCCCAAAUCAUCCAAUUUCACAGAUUCUUAACAACACAGGACGUGGCACCCCAAGCAAUAGAAAGAAAUUAGAAUAUGACUUUAAGAAACCAAAGAAGACAAUUUUGUGCAGUAAAGAUGCCUCAGGAACAUUUAUCAGAAAUCUCUCUAUUUCCACGAUGAGUUCAUCUCAGACUGAAGAAAUAGCAGACUUUGAGACAAACCUAGAAAGAGAAAAGAUAUCCUGUCUUUCUGAAUUCCAGAAGAAAUCACCAAACAGUAAGAAAAAGAGCUCAAGCGCUGUAAAGGAAGGGAACCAGAAUUUCAUAAACACAGUUCCACCAGAUUCCCAGCCUUUUUUGGUGUUGGACAAACAACAAAUGCAAAAACUUCCCAGUGUCAAAUCAGAAGCAAACCUCAGCUGUGAAACAAAUGAAAAAAUUUUAAUUCCACAAACAAAAGAAGAAAGGGUUGUUCCAGGGCAUGCUAGCUCAAGCAUCAUAAAAGAACCUGACUUGCUUAUGACUGAGGAGGAAGAAAAGGCACCAAAACCCAUUCUGACACCCACAGAGUAUCCACUUAUGUCUGACUAUCCCAAGGACAAUUGUACCUCAUCCCCUGACCAGGGGGAGAAGAGUGAACCCAUCCAGGACACAACCACACAAAAGGUCCAGCAACAAAAGACUUUUCUAGGAACAGUGCCGAUACCAUCUCAAGUUAAAAGUAAUGAAAUAAAAGUAGUGGCACAUAGUACAAGUGCAGAAAGUUCACUUCCCCUUUGUGAAGCAACUAAGAAUAUCUUUGAAUCCCAGAUAAAAAAUAUAAUCCAUGACAAAAUUUGUGAGGAUAUACUGAAAAAAGUGAAAGACCAUAAACCUAAUGAUUGGAAGUCACUGCCUUGUGCAGGGAGUCCAGAAACAACAUCCACAAUGAUACCUCCCAAAAUGCAGUCAAAACCCAUUUUAGAACGUUUUACUCCCAAAGAGAAUGGUAGGCUCACUAAUCAUUUAGAGUCAAAAGCAUUUGAAAUCAAACUGAAUCUGAUACCAGAGAUGGCAAAACACUCCUUCCAAAGGUUCGACUUUUAUCUAAAACAGUCUAUUUCAGAAGAUAACAGUUGGAGGCCAUAUCCAAGACAUAAAAAAGUUUGCUUUUUGUCUCUAGAAGGGAUUGAUACUAUAGAACUGAACUUCAAACAGAAAUAUGCCAAGGAUUCACCUCCUGUCAGCUCUUUGAAGACAUUGAUUGUCAAUGUUUCAAGUGACAGUGAAGAGAUCAUUACAAAGUUAAAGAGUACUGGUAAGCUAGAAGAAAGGGGAGUGUCUUCAGUGACUUCUGCUAAGCAGAUGCUAUUGCCACAUGUUCUCCAAAACUACUCAGUAGAGGAAAAAGACAAACUGCUCAUACACUUUUCUAUGAAGACAUUGGAGAUUCGAAUGAAAGCCUUUCCCAGAAUUGUAAGAGAAUCGUAUGCAAUGUCCAAUCCUCAGAAUAUAAGGAAACCUUUAUCUAAAUGUAUUCAUUCUGGUAUCAAAGUACCAAAGCGAAAAAACAGAGUUUUGUUAAUUUUUGAGGAAAAAUCUCUUCAUCAAAUAGAUCUUGAUUUACAAUACAAAUACCUUCGUUUUCUCCUGGGGCUUCCAGUCAAAAGUAUAUUCCCUAAACCAACUGCACUUCCCAAACAUAUUCUCAAGUUAAACACAGUUGCAAUAUGUGAAAACAUAGAUUACAGAGGAGAAAACAGUGAUGAUCUUUGCAUUGACAUGGAGCUGUUAGAACAGCACAUCUCUUUCAAAAAGGAAAGUCCUCAUGAAAACUCGUCAUUGAUGAGAAAAUUCCUGGAACCAAUCCAGGUGUGUGCUUCUGACCCUGAUCAACAGGGCACAGGGCAGAAAGACACUACAGCUCUUUCAGAGUUAAAAUCUCACGUGACUCCAGGAAAAGAUAAACAAUGUCAUGUAUGGUUUCAAGAAACAGAUGCAGACAAAGCUUUUGAUUCAAAGGCUCAGGAAAGUGCUCCCAGUUUAGUAGAUUCCCAUUCAACUCAGCUUUCUGAAGAUUUUACUGGGAGUCAGACAAAUAUUGAAAGUUCAGCCAACAUGGAGGAAUGCUCAGCUCCUGAAGCACAAGAGAGUGAAGAAUGUUUGUUUUUAGAAGCCAACCCUUACUUAAGUCAGGAAUCACAAAACAUUCUCUUUGAAUUGCAGAAAGGCAUUCCUUUGGGAAAUCUCUAUAAGAUGGAAAAAAGCAAAACUGUUUUGAAACCAUUGUACAGGGAAGAUUCAGGUUCCCAUCAUACUAGAGGCUGUAGAAAACAUUCCUCCAUUGUUACACCUUCCUAUGAAUCCCACAAAGGCAGGAAAUACAGCUCAUCCUCUAAGAUGCCAUCUCCUGACUGGUUGUACCACAGUUCAUUAAAUGCUGUGGAGGUUCCGUCUAGAUCAUCAUCCAUCCCAUCUGGUGAAGGGAAGACUUCAUGGACUGCCAGGUACAGAACCAGCCAUUCUUUAGCUCCCUUAACGGAAUCAAAUGUCAAACUACAUCUUGCAAAAAGGCAAGGUAAAUCUCACAGGCAUCUGGAGAGCAAAGAAAGAAAGAAGGCCAAAUCUGACUUAUGUAGAAAGAACAACAUUCAUUGGGACUGUGAUUACAGUUAUACACAGAAUAAAGAGAAAUGCACAAGAAAGAAGAAGGUAUGUCAUUAUGAGUCAGAAAGGUCAAGUUACUUCCCAGGCCGACUUGAGUUAUCAAAGCCUUAUCAAGAGGAUAUCAGCUUCCAUUUUGAAAGAAAACAAAACCAGCCAUUUUUUUAUGCCUGUAUACCAGCAGAUUCACUGGAGAUUAUACCCCAAACUGUUCGCUGGACUAUUCCCCCAAGAACUUUAAGGAAGACAAACUUCAGAGUUCCUCUGGUGGCAAAGAUUUCAAGUUCUUUCGAUAUAUGGACUUCAUCCAAAAAGUUCUUGGAGUCCCUCUUGGGGUCCUUCAGUCCAGUUAAUUCAAAUUGAUAUGAGCAUAUGUAGAUUCAUCUGAAGUAGAAAGCUGGUUCCUAUUGUGGUAUUCUGUGAAAAAUAAAAUCAGAUAAAGUCAAA